Messenger RNA from Clarias gariepinus (North African catfish), 3032 nucleotides. Its product is annotated as putative autophagy-related protein 11. Bases 1 to 2067 code for a protein of 688 amino acids. The record is from RefSeq and is a predicted model, not a curated record. Lineage: Eukaryota; Metazoa; Chordata; Actinopteri; Siluriformes; Clariidae. The transcript has 7 exons.
AUGUAUCAGACCAAACCUGCAGUUCUGGUGGUGCUCCAUCACACGUUUGAUCCAGAGUGUGUUGUACCAGACAGCAGCAGAGCUGUACACAGAGAAAAUACUGUUACAGUCGACUGUCUGUUUCAUGAAGAUAAAGGAUUACUGCAGUGUCAUAAGAAUGAUGAAUCACUGUCCACAGUUUUAGACUAUAUAAACCCUCAAGGCAAGAAAAAACAGCUUGAAGAGAAAGAGAGUGUUCCAACUCAGAGAGAAGCAGAGCUAUUGGAGAUAAUCAAACAGCUUGAAGAGAAAAAUAGUCUUUUAACUCAGAGAGAAACACAGCUAAUGGAGAUAAUCAAACAGCUUGAAUCCGAACAGGGAAUAGCACAAGGAGAAGGAUGUGCACACACAGACAUGGGGGACAUGAAGGACACUCAACAGGACCAAAGUGUCCAAGUCAACAAGCCAGAAACUGUGAAUCCUGGAACUGUAGAGAGGACGACUAAUAAGGCAGAGGAAAAUGAAAAUGCUCAAGAUAAGAGAGAUCAACAACUGAACUUAAAAUACCCAGACCUACAGAAAGCACAAUCAGUUGUGCAGGAAACGGGGAAGAGACUUAAAGAAAGGCAGAAAGAAAUGUAUAUGGAAUUUAACCAGUUCAUUCUUCACAUUCAAAAUUAUGAAGAAAUAAAUAAGAAUAUUACUUCUGAGAAAGAUGCGGAGUUAGUGAAAACAAAUAAAAAACUAGAAGAACUAGAAGAAGACCUGGGAACAACACGUAGGGAGUUAAAACAAAAGCAGACACAGUUGACAGACAGAGAGACACAACUGGCAGACAUGAGCAAAGAGCUAGAAACCAGUAAAAAUACAAUUAUGGAAAGAGAAAAACAAAUUCAGGAUCAAAACAAACUGAUUGAAGAUCAAGAGUCAAAUCUCGCACAGGUAACAACAGCAUUGGACAAACAACAUAAAGAAUUAGAAGACAGUCGGCAAUUUCUGAAGAGCAAAGAAACACAGCUGAAGAACACACUUCAAGAACUGGAAACCAGUAAAAAUAAAUCGAUGACACUUGAACAGGAACUACAGAAGAUGAUAAAUAUAAAAGAGCAACAGGAAACUGAACUCAAAGAAAAAAACAAACAGCUUAACGAGAAAGACAAAAAUCUGACAGAAUUUACACAAAGACUUCAGAUGAAGGACAAGACACUGGAAGAGAAGGACGCACUGCUCAGAGUGGUAAAAGAAGAACUGGGGAUAACAAAAUGGAUGAUUGAAGACCAUCAGACAGAGAUGAAAGAGAAAGUGAGACGACUAGAGAGUGUGGUGAAAGAACUAGAACAGAAACUGAUAGGAAAAGACAAACAGCCACAUAAGAAAGACAAACUUCUGAAUGAAACUACACAAACACUGCAGAAGAAGGAAGAGACACUAGAACAGAAGGACUCACAGAAGAAAGCAGAAGAUGAAGGAGGUGCAGACAUGGGGAUUGUCACAUGCCACACACAAAUAGAGAAUAAAUCACAGAAUCAAGACCAGCAGGCAGGGGAGAUUAAAAGACAGCCAGAGAAUGCAAAUGAAGUGGAAAACAAUGAAAAUCCCACUCAAGAGACAGGUGCAUUACAUAAAGAUGGAAUUACGGAAUUACAGAAGAUAGCUAAAGACACACAGGAUGAAAAAAGAGCUCCACAUGCGACAAAUAAACAACCAGCACUAAAUGAUACACAGGAGCCACCAAUACAAGUAAAGGAACCAGAGAAAAUUAAUGAGAAGGAGUGUAACAAGUCAAGUGAGAAAAAUGAGCAUCAAAAAGAUGAAGACACACAGCAGAAAAAGAAAGACUCAGAUGGAAAUCAAUUAUUAGAGAAUAAUACAAAUAGUGGUUGUGAGGAAAAAACAUUGUUAAUAGAAACAAAUAAAAGACAGAACAAUAGUACAGAAAGUGAGAGAGUACACAAGAGUGAUCUAUCUAAGAGUCAGACACCGCAUGAGGAUAAAGACUAUACAGAACAUCUUCAGAUAGCUAAAGAGCAGGACACACACCCAAAUGAGGUAAAAGAUGAAUCAGACAAACAAACUAUGGAAGAAUAGGACACAAAAUUGAAAGAGAAAAAGUGCACGCUGAAGUUGAAAUUCAAUAAAGUCAAUUUAGAACCACAGAAACAGGAGCAAGGGGAAACAGAGCCUGAAUUAUUAGGUGAUCAUUCUGACGGAGAAACAGACAGAUCUGGCAAUGAAACAGCAUGAGAAAGCAGCUGAGAUCCUGAAUGUAACUGGAAAAAUCAUACAGCAGAUUCUUUCAUUCAUUUAAUCAAUCAAUCAAUCAAUCAAUCAAUCAAUUAAUCAAUCUGAUGUAUGUUUAGAUAUAGUGUGUUAAUGCAUAUUUAGGAUAGAAUUAUAACUGUUUUCAGGCUUGCAUGCAUUUAUACUACACUGCAGUGUGAUUAAUUGUUGUUAUUAUUAAGCAUGAGGAUGUGUGAUUACUCUUGUUCCUACACUGAAUUUAUUGUAUCUGUAUCUAUAUUUAUUAUCAGUAUAUCUAUAAGUUUAAAGUCUGGUAAUACAUCUCUCUUUAGUCUCAUGUAAAGACUAAAAACAGAAAUUGGAAAAUUGUUUGGAUGUGGAGGGUAAUUUAACGAAAAAAAUAUAUAAUAUAAGGGAUUAUUUAGAUUUUUUUUUCCAUAUUUAAACUAUUUGUCUUAAUUACUGGAUCAUGUUUUUGUUGCCUCAACUGAUUAAAAUAAAUGAGACCAAAAAAUGUUUGUCAAUAGUUUAAUUAGCAAAUAAUAAAAUACAUCAAUCUACCUGUAAAGGACGACAGAAAGACCAAACCGUGUGUCUUGUUUAUUAUUAGCUUUCUUUCAGUAUCAUUUAACUGCUCCAACACACAGUACUCAGAGUUAAUGACACACAAUCACAUUUGGGGCCAAAAAACAGCUGUUUGUGCCUGAAUAUUUAUCUGUGACCAGGUAAAAAUAAUAAACCUGAACUAUAACCUGAAUAUAUUCCUGAGGCCUGAGGGAGCUCCAAGUUCCACAGUUUAAUUCUAAACUAUA